GAAGAGAAGGACGAGGGUUUGCGAAGCCCCCCGACCCCCUCCGGCCGGACCCUCCUCCAUCAGCUGCGGCGGCCGGGCCUGAAGAGCCUGAGCCCGUCCUCUCGCCGCCAUGUCCCAGCCCACGGGAGCCGCCACCACCCCAGUCGCCCACGAAGCGAAGAGCAGCCCAGGCGGCGGCGGCGGCAACAAAGUGCAGCGAUCCAAGUCGUUCAGCCUGCGGGCCCAGGUGCAGGAGACGUGCGCCGCCUGCCAGAAAACCGUCUACCCCAUGGAGCGGCUCGUGGCCGACAAGUUCAUCUUCCACAGCGCCUGCUUCUGCUGCAAGCACUGCCGAGCCAAGCUCAGCCUGGGCAGCUACGCGGCCCUGCACGGGGAGUUCUACUGCAAGCCGCACUUCCAGCAACUCUUCAAGAGCAAAGGCAACUACGACGAGGGCUUCGGCCGCAAGCAGCACAAGGAGCUCUGGGCCCACAAGGAGCUGGACGGCGGCGGCGGCGGCGGCGACGCCAAGACGGCCUGA
Tachyglossus aculeatus (Australian echidna) is the source of this 520-nucleotide messenger RNA. It is a transcript of the gene LIMD2, whose product is annotated as LIM domain containing 2. Gene Ontology annotation, molecular function: actin filament binding. Gene Ontology annotation, cellular component: actin cytoskeleton; plasma membrane. Gene Ontology annotation, biological process: actin filament bundle assembly. The record is from RefSeq and is a predicted model, not a curated record. The transcript is spliced from 5 exons. Lineage: Eukaryota; Metazoa; Chordata; Mammalia; Monotremata; Tachyglossidae. The coding region runs from base 110 to 520 and encodes 136 amino acids.